Messenger RNA from Melitaea cinxia (Glanville fritillary), 1281 nucleotides. RefSeq names its product mRNA-decapping enzyme 1A (gene DCP1). The transcript is spliced from 2 exons. The record is from RefSeq and is a predicted model, not a curated record. Lineage: Eukaryota; Metazoa; Arthropoda; Insecta; Lepidoptera; Nymphalidae. Gene Ontology annotation, cellular component: P-body. Bases 67 to 1281 code for a protein of 404 amino acids. Gene Ontology annotation, molecular function: enzyme activator activity; mRNA binding. Gene Ontology annotation, biological process: positive regulation of catalytic activity; deadenylation-independent decapping of nuclear-transcribed mRNA; deadenylation-dependent decapping of nuclear-transcribed mRNA.
UCUUGUCAUUUUGCUGUGGUGAUGCUAAUCGAGGAACUAAAACGUUUUUGUAUAUAUUAAUAUAAAAUGGCUGACACCGGCUUACGUAUGAAUUUUGCCGCAUUAAAGAGGGCAGAUCCGUAUGCGCGAGAAAUAGUUUACAGUGCUACCCACGUUGCACUUUAUACAUAUGAUGAAGAAAACGAAUGGGAGAAAACUACCAUCGAAGGUGCUUUGUUUGUGUACAGUAGAAAUGGUGAACCGUAUCACAGUCUGGUGAUUAUGAACAGAUUGAACACAAACAAUCUAAUUGAGCCGGUUUCUAAAGGAAUUGAAUUACAAUUAAAAGAACCUUUUCUUUUAUAUCGUAACGCGAAGGGUCGUAUUUACGGCAUAUGGUUUCACGAUAAAAACGAGUGCAUUAGAGUCGCAUCUAAAUUGAAUUCCAUAAUCAAAGAAUCUUCUAAAGCAUCUGUCGAUAUGUCUCAGAAUCAAAAUCUAGCUUACCCUACACCGGCGAAGACGACUGCAUCAGUCGAUAUAUUUAGCAUGUUGAGCAAGGCUCAAGACGACUUUAAUACUACUAAAGGUAUGGCGUCAAAUAAGAACGAUUCAACUCCGUCGCGAGCAACCGAUAUGGCAUCUCAAAGUGUUAUGGAUUUCUUUGCGAAAGCGGGAAGUGGUGCCGCAGUACAAAUGCCUGCAGUAUCAUCACUUCCAUCACCAGGAAUCUUUGGACCGCGACCGAAUGAUGCUCGUGAGGCGCCUCUACUGUUACAGAGACUGAUGAGUAAUCCAGCUCACUCUGUAGAGCAUAUUGAGAAACAACAAAGAUCUGUCACUCCACAAGAUAUUCAAACUUCAAAUGGAAAUAUUUCUUUAGAUUCCACAAUGAGGCAGAAUAGUUCUUUCUCAUUAAAGUCUACGCCUAUAGAGAAGUCAAACCAACAAAGGAUAAGUCUACAGAAGAUGCAGCAAUUAGAAGGUGUUGAUUGUGGUCCCAAUCCAUUAGAGAAUGAAUUGAAUUUGAUGCAUAUUACCUCGCCGAAACCUACAUCACCUUUAGCAUCAUAUUUGAAUCAAUCUCAAGAUAUUGCAAACCAACAAAAGCCUGCUUUAAUGCCUCCUACAAUGUUUACGGCAACUAGUGGCUCUGAAAUGCCACCGUCUCCCGAGCCUCUUACAAGAAAUCAGCUCCUUCAGGCUUUUAAUUAUCUAUUAAAGCAUGACACUGAUUUUGUUAACAAAUUACAUGAGGCAUAUGUUAAAUCAUUCUCAGAAAAAGCUUUUUCAGUCUCAUAA